This is a messenger RNA of Gallus gallus (chicken), 6192 nucleotides long. RefSeq names its product RAB5A, member RAS oncogene family (gene RAB5A). The transcript has 6 exons. NCBI's taxonomy places the organism in Eukaryota, Metazoa, Chordata, Aves, Galliformes, Phasianidae. Gene Ontology annotation, molecular function: GTP binding; GTPase activity. The record is from RefSeq and is a predicted model, not a curated record. Bases 4799 to 5446 code for a protein of 215 amino acids.
GGCACCACCAGCUUCUGCCACACCUCCCUCGCAGCCAGCGCACACUGAUGGCCUCCUGGUCUCAGCUCCUCGGGAGAACACUAACACAAGUAUCAAACUUGCCCUGUAGCAACAGAUACAGAUUAUUUCUGAAAAGUAGCUUAGUUAAGGCAGAUCAAGUUUCACUGUUGUUUAAAGCUCCCCUGCUUUCAGAAAGUCUGAUUUCCUCUCAGUGACAUUAGUAAACUCCCCACUUCCUCCCAGCAAAACAUCUAUAUUUAAUUGCGUCCUGUUCCAUUCUCUAUCCUCCUAUAAUGGCAAAACCAAUUUUAGGUAAAUGUACAGACCUUACGUGUAAUUAAUUAACAAACAUUACCAGCUGUUGCUAUUUUAGUCACAGCUCUAACAUUUAUUUGAUAAAGACGUUAAUUGAAUGCUGAGGUCUGAGAAGCCUGUCCUACAGAGGGCAGGUAGGAGGCUGGCCAUGGCUCCUCUGGGGUGAACAGCCUGCCUGGUGUCAGGGAUGUCUGGCCACCUACUCCAGUGAUGUAUGUCCAUGGUGUGAUCUGUGAGCACAGCUUAAUAUUUUCCAGGUAACAUAAGUUCUCAGCUCUAAUUUAGCUGUGUAUUGCAAACCUAUACACUAAAAUGAGCAUAUACAAAAAGCUGAAACCAGGACUUGAACUUUCAUUGUUUUAUGUGUUUGCAUUUCUGCUUAGCUUGUUCUCAAGGUAUUACCACUUUGUAUGUUGCUACUUCUGAUUUCUUCUAUUUUACAGUGUUUUUCCCCAGCAGGUGGCCACACUUUCUAACUGAAAGAAUCCCUUCAGCUUUGCUGGAGUGGGUUGCAUUAAAGGUGGAAAAAUAGUGCCUGGCAAUGUGAAAGCAAUACCUACUGCAGAAACAAGUAGAGAAGUCCCCAGCUUUUUCUGUUUUGUCCCUGUGUUUUUAAACAGAGAAUGAGGAUCCCUACGAAUCAACUUGAAACUUACUAGCAAUAUCUGUCCUUCUUGGAACUAUCUUCAACACAACUCUUAGAAGCAGAUCCUGAACCUCUUUAGACUGCAAAUCUGCUUUUAAAACUGUUCUCCAUUGGUAGUUUAUUUGUGAAAGAGGGUGAUGCCUCACCAGCUGCUUUCUGUACAGGUGCCAAAGAAAACAGGAAAACGUUUUUAUCUACAGGAGCUACUUCUAUCAUAAAUUAUUACAGGGGGGUCCAUAAACCUUGCUAGAAAACAGGUUACUAGACAGACAGAGAUUAAUAUUUCCCUUUCACCUGCAUUAUAAAAUAUUAAGCUGAAAAAGGUACAUACAUAUUUUCAUUGCCUGUCAGGAAAAAAAAAAAAAAAAAGAAAAAGAAAAAGAAAAGUAAUAUUCUUCAAAAUGUCAAUCUUGGGGUCACAGAAAUGAAAUUAAUAUAGUACUGGAUGAAUUUGGAGAGAUUUUGCCUUUAUAUGAAUUGCCUUAAAGGUAAAUAGGAUUCACCCUAUUAGAAAACAGGCUAAGUGCAUUCUCAGCAUUUUAUGGGUAGAUACACAAUAGGAGAAAGAGGCAAAACGUCACUUUUUUAUUAACCUAUUCUCAAGGUAUUUUCCUAAAUCCACAGAGCAGAUACAAAAUGUGAACUCAAAGUUAAAUGUAUCCAACACAAGAGCUGUCCCUUCUCCCUAUAAUUCAUCUUACUUUAGGAAUCAAUGUCAUAUUCAUACUUAGAUAGAUUGAAAGUUAAUUAGUGUGUAGGUUGAAAGUUUGCAGGGUAGGAAAGAUGUAUAAAUUUUAAGAAUAAGCUAAUGAAUUAACAACAAAAAAAACCCCUCCAUUUUAGGAAAAAAAAAAAUUCUUCAGUCAAAUUGACUCAAAAUGACUUUGUCAUCUCCUAGAUUAAAAAUAAUACAAGCUCUAGAGAAUUCUGUUUUGGAAGAAAUCGAAAAAUAUAUUCCUUUCUACAGUAGCACUAUUCUUUUUGAUAAAUAGUGCUUGUCAUCUGAAAGUUUCUAUUAUGCACUGACAUCCAAUACCCACAGUACCAUGCCCUUUUUCUGUCUCCAACAGACUAAAACUGAGGAAUGGAAAACACCUAAAAUCUUAAUUUCACUUUCUUUAUGAAGCACAAUGAUCCCACGUUCUACAACAGUUCUCAAUCUACGGUCUUAGUACUUAGCUUUCCCUAACUUUGUAAGUGUCUGAAGGCCAGAGAACUUCAUGUAAAAUGCUUCAAGUUUUGUGAAACUCUUGGUGGACAUUAGCUAUGCUAAUAUUCUUUACUACUGCCAUUGCUUGGUUACAUUUUUUUUUAAAUUAAGCCAUUUACAGAUAGAAAAUUACUACUUUCUGUGUGCUGUAUAUAUUCCAUACACUACACUAUGACCAAAACAAUGGAUGUAAAGAAAAUGUACCCAAAGAGAAGAAAGGCAGAAGAGAGGAUAUUGGAACACGUGGAUAUAUAGGAGGAGGAAAAAAAACCAAACCAAAACAAACAAACAAACAAACAAAAAACUAAGGAAGUGAAACCAGGAUGAAAAAUCUAACAAUAAAUAGAUGAUGUACAUCCUCUGAAGUCAACUUCUACUUGUUAUUACCUAUCUAUAUUUAAACAUUAAAAGCAUGAAUAGAGCACACUGUUAAACUCCACUGAGAAAUGAGAUCAUGACCUAUCGACAUGAUUUAUUUAUUUAUUUAUUUUUGUUUACACAAUCCAAUGCAAAGUCCCACCUUUCAUAUUUUAACAAUAACAUAUCGAAACAAAUAGGUAAACAUGAUCACUGAAAUGGCUAGCCUGACCAUUUCAGACCUGUUCUUAAAUUGCUGUUUAGUUCAGCCUACAGUAGAAGAAACUCAUCUUCACCCAUUAACAUUCAUGGGUUCAUUAACUCCAAAACAUGGUAAUGAAAAUUCAUUUAAUUACUGCUCCAUGCUCUCUAUUUCAUACAUUCACAGUGAAUCUUUGCUUAUGUCAGCUUCAACCAGCUGUGAAUGACUUGGGGUUUCACAAAGCAAGAGAGAGAGACUGCAGGUCUGUGUUGCAGCCAUAGACAGUGGGAACCUCAUGCACAUAACAUAUGCUUUCUAGGAGCACACCAGUAUCACAUGUAGUUCUACUGUUGUACACAGAAUGCUCUGAAAGUAAUGCCUCUUAUUUCCGUGCAAACUACAGCAGAUACUACAAAGAGUAUAACAACACUGUUUGAUAGAGCAAAUUCUCAGCUACAAGACACUAUUUUUCAACAUAGUCAUCACCAUUAGCUAUGCAUAUUUGCCAGCAAUGAACAAGAACCUGCAUGCUGUGCUUGUAAAAAUCUGCAGCAGUAGAGGUGACCCAUUGUCACCACUGCUGAAACAUAUCACCCACUGCCUCGCUGUGCUCUCACCCACUGCUUACGUUGAUGAACGUCAGUUCAUUUUUACAUCAAAUGGUACGUCAGAUACCAUUUUUUUUCUGCAUAGAGGCUUUCAAUUACAAAUCUUUGCUUCACAUGCAUUUCCAUGUCAGACACCAAAUUGUCAGAUUGUGCCUCUGCUGCCAUCAGUCACAUGACAACAAAAUGAAGCAGGAUAUUGGUGGGAAGGUUCAGUCUUUACUGCCAUACCACCAACAUCCUCCUGUGACAUCAUGGGCCAACAUAACAAACUAGGAAGCAUUACUUUUGGUGUACCUUAGUAUAUUUUUCCUCCAAAACUGUUCAUUUCUGUACUGGCUCUGGCUAGGAUGAAAACAACUCUUUCUCACGUGUUCCAACUAAAGCAUAGUUUGAGAGGAAAACACCACUUAAUUUUGAUUCAGUAUGUCCAGUGAUGGAUUUUCUAAACAACCUUCAUGAAAUUGUACAAAUGAUUAAACAUCAUGAAUUAUGAACUUGUAUAAUUUCCUGUAUGCUUUGCUUUUGAUUUCUUUCAAAUGCCAACUACAAAACCUUGAUGCAUCUGCUAGAUUGAAGAAAUAUUUACUGUCACCCUUUUGUUUCCUAAACAGCUCACUUCUUAGUCCCACACGUGGGACCAAGUGAUUGAUACGGUCACUUGUGAGGUUCAGCACAUCUUCACCUCUUCCUCUAUGAGACAAGUUUUCAAGCCUUUACAGCCAUUCUUACAGGUCUCCCCUGAAGCUCCCUCUAAUCUUUCAACAUUCUUCCUUAGUCUCCCCAAGGCAGUAGUCAUGACCCAAGCCUGCUGGUGUUCAUGGAGUGUUUGGACAAAGCUCUCAGGCACAGAGUUUGAAUUUUGGGUGGUCCUGUGUGGAGGCAGGAGUUUAACUUGAUGAUCCACAGUGAUCCCUUCCAAUUCAGGACAUUCUGCAAUUCCAUACACAUCAAAAAGUUAUGCAGGAUUGUGAGAGCUUCAAACACACUAGUAACACAAAACAUCAACGAUGGAUGCCUAACAGCCUCUUGAACAAGAUGUAUCACUCAGUGUCUACAUGUAUUACUAGCAAUCAAGGCUUAUUCUGCCUUCACAUCCUGCCAUCUUCAGUGUCAGCACUCUCACAAUACUAAGCCCCACUCUAAUUUAAAAUAUAUGUGGCUCCUAGAGGAGAGGAAGAAGAUGCCUGCUCGAUGCGAAAGCCUAUCUCCUGAGAAGGAACAGGAGGCAUCAGCACCCAAACACCCUCAGCGCUUUCAUUAAGGAGGGGGAAAAAAAAUGGAGGAGGAAGAAAAGGGAGCAAUGGGUCACGUGACUUGCAGGCGAUCCGGAAGCGUGCGCCGCGUGCGGGCCGUGACGUGGCGACAGUACCGGAAGUUGUUAACAGCAGAAGCCACUGAGUUCUGAAUCCUGGAACUUGCUUUCAAGAACUUGAAACAAAGGACUUCUUUCUAAUUUGGGCAUGGCUAAUCGUGGAGCAACAAGACCCAACGGGCCAAAUGCUGGAAAUAAAAUUUGCCAAUUCAAAUUAGUACUUCUAGGAGAGUCUGCAGUUGGUAAAUCAAGUUUGGUGCUUCGUUUUGUAAAAGGACAGUUUCAUGAGUUUCAAGAAAGUACAAUUGGAGCUGCUUUUCUAACCCAAACUGUGUGUCUUGACGAUACAACGGUAAAAUUUGAAAUUUGGGAUACAGCUGGGCAAGAGCGGUAUCACAGUUUAGCACCUAUGUACUACAGAGGAGCGCAAGCAGCUAUAGUUGUAUACGACAUUACAAAUGAGGAGUCCUUUGCCAGAGCAAAAAACUGGGUCAAAGAACUUCAGCGUCAAGCAAGUCCUAACAUUGUAAUAGCUUUAGCAGGAAACAAAGCUGAUCUAGCUAACAAAAGAGCUGUGGAUUUCCAGGAAGCACAAGCUUAUGCAGAUGACAACAGUUUAUUGUUCAUGGAGACAUCUGCCAAAACAUCGAUGAACGUAAAUGAAAUAUUUAUGGCAAUUGCAAAAAAAUUGCCAAAGAAUGAACCACAGAAUACAGGAGCCAGCUCUGCCAGAGGAAGAGGAGUAGACCUUACUGAACCCACACAACCACCCAAGAGUCAAUGUUGUAGUAACUAAAACAUCAAUUGCUUUAAACUGUUCUGAAUAUUCUUCUGCUUCCUAACUGUUAAUAACCAUGGAAUUGGAGUGCUUAACCUGGCCCAGUACAGCUUCCAAACAGCGAAGAGACUUACAAUAAUAGUCAAGUUUAUGAUACAGAAUUUCCUUUUGACCUAAAAUUUUAACGUGCAUGUAUCCACCGCUGUCUGUAAUGUUUCAGCAUAGAGGAGUGAUGGAAGCGGAAUAAACUUCCUUCAGUUGAAAGGUUUUAAAAAUCGCUUUCCAUUAGGGAUAUAGAAGACCUACUUUCCAUGGACCUAAUUGGCCAGUUCCUGUUGCUUCAAUACUGAUUACUGUUACAAUGAAUAGAAUUUGAACUUUUCAUAAUUCUCAGUUGUGCUUUAAGAAUUUUAGAAACAGGGUCUAAAAAUUAAACUCAUUCACAGUAUUGAUGCAACCAGUUGUUUCUGCAGGUAUCUACUGUUUAGUUAUACAUUCCAUAGUUUAAUAACUUAAUCUCAAAUACUACUUGCAUUAACAAUUUUAAGAUCCCUAUGCUUGCAGGAAAGUGGAUUUUUAGUUGGUACACUGUAUGUAAAUUAUAUCAACCCAAUUAGUUGUCUAAAGAGAAUAGGAUAAAUCAAGUUUAACUUCAUUUCUAAUCUGUUCAGAAGGUACAAACCAGUAAAUUCAUCUUUACAAUAUAGGAUAUUUUUCCUUUACAAACUGUAAGAGCUCUUCAAGUAAAACCACAACAAACUUGG